This is a messenger RNA of Marchantia polymorpha subsp. ruderalis, 1796 nucleotides long. NCBI's taxonomy places the organism in Eukaryota, Viridiplantae, Streptophyta, Marchantiopsida, Marchantiales, Marchantiaceae. The record is from the annotation of a GenBank genome assembly.
GACUCUGGAACGUUUUGAACUGCAGAAGCAGACAAUGUGUUUCGCUGGUAGGGGGUUUCAGGGCAGAUGGCCUCACGGCACAGCGCAGCACGGUCGAUGCGACGAGCAAUGAUCAUCCGAGAAGUCAAGGAGGUUGUGAAGAACUCGGACGCGUGAAACUGCCGCUCCGAAAUUGCUAUCAUGGAGAAGAAUCGUAGCAAAGUGGGCGGUAAAGACAAGAAGCAAAAGCGCAAAGAGGAGCUUGCGAAGAAGAAGACCUUGGACGAUCUCUUGAAAGUAGCAUAUGCGAAGGAGAAUAUCCUUGCAGAGUUUCCUGCUUUUUUAAAGUAUGAACGUAAUGGUCUGAACCUGACCAUCGAGUAUGGAACGGGGGAGAGCUUAUCGUCAUCAAUGAAGGAUUACAUCAUGAAACUUUGCACGGUAAACAUGGAGGGUCCGUUCGGCGACGAGUGGCCACAAGAGCAGAAAAAUAAACGCCGAGAAAUGGUCUCACAAGCAGCUCGGUACAUCAUUCUACGACAGACCAAUGGUAGUCAAGUUAAUGCCGAGAAUGAAGCUCAGGCCCUGGAAAGCAAGAGCACAGAGCAAAAGCAACAAAGUUUGUGGACUGGAGAAGGAGAUCCGGUUGUUGCUUUUGUCCAAUUUCGUUUCAUGAUUGAUCAUGAUGUACCAGUCCUUUAUGUAUAUGAGCUGCAGCUGGAGAGCUGUGUACAAAGAAAGGGUCUUGGGAAGUUUCUCAUGCAGUUCUGCGAGCUAAUCGGACGCAAGAAUCAGAUGAAAGGUGUAAUGCUUACGGUGCAAAAGAAGAAUGUUGGAGCCAUGAAUUUUUAUACGUCAAAGUUAAGGUAUUCUAUAUCGGCUGUAUCUCCUUCUAAAUGGGAUCCAAUGAUUGGUUCGGAUGCGAGCUACGAAAUAUUAUGCAAGACCUUCGAUGCUGAGGCCAAGGCGAUCUUAGAGGAUGGACGGCCCGAAAGUUGAUCGGUAUAUUCGAACACGGUUUGUUUGCGAAGUUCUCUUUAUGUGUUCGUUCUUAAUAUCGCGAAAUACUUCAGCACACGAGUGGGGCUGGGAACAAGUAUUUGUUGUGGAGGUUUUGAGAAGCUUGGUGUUACAAAGACCAAGGAGAAUUGGUUUCAACUAUUUGGGUGGUUGUUUGCCUAUCGGACAUCUCUUAGGAAACCUUAGCUGCCUGCGAAUGGAGGCGCUCCCGUGCAUGACUUUUGCAGGAAGCAGCUUCUACUUUGACACGUAUCAGUGGAAAGCCACACUAGUGUUACUCGUAUACCCUGGCAGCAGCCUAUACUCCCAGAUUGAGAGGACCCAGAGCACCGCGCUCUGUAAGGCUAUGGAGUGUCAGAGAAAAAAAUGUCCUCUCAUCAACAUCACCCUGGAGAACAUUCGUUUACGAGAAAUGGUCAUGGCGAAGUUUUCAGCAAGGACCGUACAGAAAGUAAUUGGCUUCAACUGCAUGCAGAGUAAAGGCUUUGGCAACCUCCUCAAAUGAGGAUUGUGAGUUUUUUAGUCGACAUAGUACACGCCGAGCAGGAAGUGUGCUAAAUGACUUGAGUCGGUGCUUAGCGGGAACGGCACUGUCAAUGUACUUUAUCAGAGAUUCAAGGGUUCGUCCAUGUCUUUAGCCCAAUUAGUGUCCACUCAAAUUACCUGCGGUCGGCAAGAGCUGGCGGUGAAGACUUAGAAGAGUUGUGGUGUAUAUCCUCUUUCAUCCAGCCGGGAGAGAUGAACGGCUUUGUCAUUUUCUACCUGGCUACAAUGAUAAUACAAAAGAUUGCGUGUUC